UUGCAACAAGAAGUAUAAAUAAGUGGUGCAAAAAGAGAACAAAAAAACUGUAGGGUAGUUUCCAUGGGUUGGUUCAUUUUCCAUUCAGAAAUCUGAUGGUGGAGGGGAAGAAGCUGUUCGUAAAACAUUGAAUGUUUGUCUUCAAGCUCCUGUACCUCCUAACUGAUGGUGUCAAUGAGAAGAGGGCAUGUCCUGGGAGAUGGGGGCCCUCAAUGAUGGAUACCGCCUUUUUGAGGCUUAGUCUUUUUACGUCCUUGAUGCUGGCGAGCCUAGUGCCAUGAUGAAAUUGGCUGAGUUUACAAGCUUCUGCCGCUUUUUCUGAUCCUGUGCAGUGGCCUCUCCAUAUCAGUUGGAUGAUACAUUUGUAGAAAUUUCUGAGAGUCUUUGGUGAUAUACUAAGUCUUCUCAAACUCCAAAUGAAGUAUAGCUGCUAUUGUGCCUUCUUUGUAAUUGCAUUAGCAUGUUGGGGCCAGGGUAGAUUUCAGGGAUGUUGACACCCAAGAACUUGAAACUGCUCACCCUAUCCACUGUCGCUCCCUCAAUAAGGACUGGUGUAUGUUCCCUUGGAUUCCCCUUCAUGAAGUCCACAAUCAUUUCGUUGAUCUUACAGUUAUAGAGUACAAGGUUGUUGUUGCGACACCACCCAAUCAGCUGGUCUAUUACACUAUUUUAUGACUCCUUGUCAUCAUCUGAGAUUCUGCCAACAGCAGUUACGUCAUCUGUAAAUUUAUAGAUGGCAUUUGAGCCGUGUCUUGCCACGCAGUCGUGGGUCUAGAGAGGGUAGAGCAGUAGGCUAAGCACAUAUCCUUGAGGUGCGUCGGUAUUGAUUGUUAGCGAGGCGGAGAUGACAUUUCUGAUGUGCACUGAUUGUCAAAUGAGGAAGUCAAGGAUCCAGUUGCAGAGAGAGGUGGAGAGGCCCUGGAUUUGAAGCUCGAUUUCUACUGCCAAAAAAAUGUUUGAUGGUGAAAUGGCAAGUCUGGAGGCCAUUUUGAAAACGAACACUGUUAAAGUGCCACAGCCAAUUAAAGUGAUCAGUCUGUCAGAUGGUGGGUCGAUGUUUGUUAUGGAGCAUUUGGAUAUUCACAGCUUAAACAGAUACAUGGCUAAACUAGGAGAGCAACUGGCAGAUCUGCAUCUUCAUAAUGCAAAACUUAACGAGCAGCAACAAAGAGACGCGCAGACUGUUGGCAAGGGGCCAGGUCAGUCUGAUAUUCAGUAUGUGGACAAAUUUGGAUUUCAUAUUGUAACUUGUUGUGGUUACAUUCCACAGAAUAAUGACUGGCAGAAUGACUGGGUAAAUUUCUUUACUCAGCAACGUCUUCAGAUCCAGAUGGAUUUAAUUGAAAAAGACUAUGGAGACCGUGAAGCCAGGGAGCUCUGGUCAAAGCUGCAGUUGAAGAUACCUGCUCUAUUUCAUGACAUAGAAAUUACACCAGCUCUCCUUCAUGGAGACCUUUGGGGAGGAAAUGUUGGACAAGUAGAUGAUGGGCCAGUUAUUUUUGAUCCUUCAUCUUUCUACGGCCACUCUGAGUAUGAACUAGGAAUAUCUGGAAUAUUUGGAGGGUUUAACUCUGCUUUCUAUAAAGAAUAUCAUAAUAAAAUUCCCAAAGCCCCUGGGUUUGAGAAGCGUCUUAAACUUUACCAGCUCUUCCAUUACCUGAAUCAUUGGAAUCAUUUUGGGACGGGGUAUCGAGGGUCUUCAAUUAGUACGAUGAAAGCUUUGCUUAAGUAGUUAUAUUAAUGACAAUACCAGUGUUGGGUCAAAUGGUAGGAAGUUAAUCUAUUAUCUUUGCUUGAAAAUAUCUUUAAAUGCCUACCUUUGAAGAAACUAAUAUUUGAAGAUAUUGAAUAUUAAAAAAUUGGCUGUCCACUAUUUCAUCAGAUAUUAGAACAUAACAAUUGAUCAUAAUCUCAGUAACUUAGAGUAUUUAUUGCUUUUUUGUUUUACUAUCUUCCAUAUUAUCCUGUAUGCUUUGAUAAAUGAAUGACAACUUGUAGAUUUUAGAAAAAGACUAAAUCAUUAACAUUGUUUGAUCAAUGAACAAAAGUAGAAGAAACACAUGACUGAAAGAUUCGAAAUGUGAGAACUCGCAUUCAAAAUAUGUGUACCUAGAGGAUUUCUGUUGGAAAAUUUACUCUAUUGUAAAAAAAACAGGUGUUGACUCAAUUAAACAGCAAAAAUUGUAUGCAAAUAAUUUUUCAAUGUAUAAUUUAUCUUAAACAGCUUCACUGUGGCACACUUUAAAAUAUUGUUUACAGACACAAAGACAGCAUUUUGGUAGCACUUCAGCUUUUCAUUAAGAAAAUUGUUUUCUCCUGAUUUCCAGGUGCUUACAGAUAGUUUUUCUAAGGUUAUAACCUUCUAGAGGGGAAACAAUGGAAUGAAUGAUACUGUGGAAUCUCAUAUGAGAAACUAAGUUAUACUCUGCUUCUCUAUUGCUAUUCUGUAUCAGCUAUGUAUUUGCCCACUUAUGCAACUAUCCAAAUUGCCUUAGUGGCUCUUUACAUUGUCCUCAUAAUUCCUUGUUGUGUUGUCAGCAAGCUUCAGUUCCCUUGUACAAAUUAUUUGAUGGUUAUUGUUAGUAGCUGAGGCCCAAGCGCUGAUCAAGUACUGGUUUGCCUGUCAAUCUUCCUGAAUUGGCUUUUUUUCACUUAUGAUGUUUGGGGUCUGUGUUUAAUACCUUAUGUUACUAAAUUUAUAAAAAAGUAAGACCUUUAAAUCAGAAAACAAAUACAAAAAAUUGGAAAUUUGAGCAGAAAAGGAAAUCAGACUUUAAUUAAAGUAAUAAUAAGGAUGCAGAUUAUGAGGGUCUCAGUUUGGAGUAUUGUGCAGAAUAUGACAGUCCCAUUUCACUGGAGCAUCUGCCUAAGUUGUUAUACCCUGUGUUCUGUCAAGUAACUUAAAGCCUGAACUUUUGUCUCAGAGCUGCAAGUGCUGGCCAUUUAACCUUUUUGGCUGAUUGGACAAAAUACAUUCUUUGUGAGUAAUUGUGUUUUUCCUCUGUGAUCUGCUUACUACUAUAGGAAACAAAGCUUUUUUUAGCCAUUUAACUGUGAUUUCUCUGUUUUCAGGAUUUCAAACAGCACUUCAUUAAUCAUUCUUAAUUUAAACAUGUUGUUUUUAUAUCCUGGAGUAAAGUGAUAAAGCACUAAUGAAUUUUGAAUGUAUUAUGGUAAAGAAGUAUCCCUUUUAUGCAAACCGAUUGAAGGAAGCACGCAGCAUGUUUCAAAUUGAAAUUAUUUCUCUAGUCUGCUUUGAACAAGUGUUGCAACAUUCAAAUUUCAAUAGGCUGAGCAUAACCUUCUGGUUUAAUUUGACUGUUAAAUUAGAAAAAGUAAUAUAAUUUCUCCCAUUAUUGUGUAUGUUAUACUUUUAAACCAGGGAACAUAUUUGUAAUAAUUUUCUAAUAUACCUCAAAUUUAUCACGGUGAGCUACAGUUUUAUGUCCACUCAAGGCCGGGUGAAGUUACCUAGGUGACUGUUCCUCGUUUCUAAGCCCAUAGAGACCUAUGUCAAUGUGUUAUGUGGGUAUUGCUAUCAGAUUGCCACUGUCUGUAAGGAGUUUGUACAUUCUUGUUGUGAACACAUGGGUUUCCUCUGGGUGAUCCAAUUUCUUCCCACAGUCAAAAUGCGUACCAGAUGGUAGGUUAAUUGGUCAUUGUAAAUUUUCCCUUGAAUAGGCUGGGGUAAAAUCGGGGAUUGCUGGGAACUGUGGCUCGAAGGGCCUAUUCUGUUCUAUAUUUCAAUAAAUAAACACAUAGACUUAAUUGAAUAGCCAAAUAUUUAGUUCUAGUUUGGAUUAUUUCAGAGACACAAGAGUGAGAUUGUUUUUCUAGCCACUGAUAUUAUUUUGUUCACUGCUUUCUGUUAACUGUAAACAACAAUCUUUCCAUUGUGGUUGUACUUGAGAUUGGUGAACUAUCAAUGGACAGAAUAGACUUUCCAGGUAUGUGCGAGUUCAUGUUAACAUUAGUAAGUAGUUUCAUGUUUUCCUGCAGCAAAUGGAUGAGCAGCAUAUUCUGUCUGUUUUGCAUAUUAAAAAGGCCCAAACAGGUGCUUGUUCCGGGUUUUCAAAAUAUUCCUUACAAGUGAACAGAACCUGGAACCCCUAGCAGAAAUGGAGUAAUAAGCAGUGCUGUCUAAAUUAUUGGCUCAUUUUCACACUGUCAGUGCUGAACAGGUAGAGUCAAAAACAGAUCCAUUCCUUUGUGUAAAUGGGAAUGAAAGAGUGAAUAAAAUGGAAAUCAUCUCCUCUGGUUCAGAUGACAAAUUUUUGACAUUGUUUCUUAUGACUUCUGACAGUCAUGAAAAUCAUUUUCCUGCAUUUACUUCCAAUCUGCUUUUCUCUGAAUACAAUGCCUGUGCACUCUGUAUUUUGGCCCUGCACUGCUGUAAGGAAAGAGAUAAUUGUGAGUCCUCCUUGGUACAUGCCAAAAUAAAAUGGAAGUUUGAAAAUAAAGUGGAGUCAGCUUGGAAUGUUGUGACAGAGUGCACUUGGUAAACACACUCCAUACACAUGCGCACGCAUAAACGUUGCCUUGUUGUUGUGUUGAGUUUGCACACUUCAGUGUCUUCCCCACUGCUCCCAGGUAUAUUCUAAUAAUGGGUCUGAAGUGCUUCGCUUUAUGUUACCUUUUUUGCCAUACACUUUGGAAUAUUCCAUUUUGUUAGUAAUGGGGAUGUGUAAAUGUGCUUGUUUUGUUUGUGUACUGUUUUUAAGACAGAUAUUUGUUUAUUUUGUAAAAUGAUUGUAACUACGUUGUGAAGUGUAUCAAGUUGUUGAUUCACUUGUAGUCUUAAGUUAAUUUUGAAGGUAAUUGAAGAUGGUAUGUCCUUGUGCCUAAUAAACAGUGCUGAUCGCUCUCGGUAGCAGAGGGAGAGAGAUCAAGCUGCCAGGGGUUCACACUGGACAAACUAGUACGGAGCUAUAAUUGUGUUUUCUGGUAGAUACCUUUUUGCAAAUAUUGACAGUUUUCUUUUUGCUCAUUUUUGUAAGUUUGAUUUUUGACGCACUGAAUAAACUUGUUUGCACUUAAGUGCUAAGCGAUUCCACUCAUUUUCUCUUUGGUCAAAACCUAUGUACUGUAACAAAUUUGGUAAUAUCCUUUUUUUCCUCUUAUUGACCAAUGUUUUGUCAUUAUUUGGAAUGGGCAUCAGUAUAAACAAAAUACGAAGUGUUGUGUAUUUACAUUUCAAUAAUAUUUGAUUAACAUUGUGAAUAUAUUGUUUGAUUAAGCAUUCUUUGUUGUUUACAUCGUUCAUUACGGGUUAAAUGUAAAAGUACAUGAAUGACGUGUGUCAUUGUGCCAGUACUUCAUAAGUGCACACCUUAGUAAAGAUUAAGAGUACACACAUUUAUCCCAGUUUUAAUUUCUGGAGUUACAAAACAUAACAGUUGCAAUGACUAAGUUUUAAAACAAACCUGAGAAUACUAUCUACUGGUUGAAGCACAGCACAUUCUUUCUCCUUAAGGUGGGGGAGAGAGAGAGACAUUUCAGUUAAAAGAAGUGUGUUUUUUUUCUAGAGAAGUGCAGUGAGGCAGAAAACAGGUAAAAUUCACAGAUUUAUAAACAAUGGGUACUGAGGAGUAAUAAUCAUAAAUAAAAGAAACAGAAAUGGCUGGCUACGUUGGAAAGAUAGACACAUUUAAUUGCACAAAGUGUAACUGGAUUUUAUAAGAAGAAUUAGUAGUAUUUUGAAGUAAAUGACAUAGCCAAUGAAAAGAUAAGCAAGUUAUGCUGAAUGCAUUAAGUGGAAAGCAUCCAGUUUGCUUAGAUGUUUGACUGCUCCAACUAAACCAGCCGAAAUGACCUUUGCUGAUAUCGUGAAAGUUAUGCUGGAACAUUUAGAACCAAAACCAUUGCUGAUUGUGGAACACUUUAGGUUUCAUAAGCAUAAUCAAAAGGACGGUGAAUCCAUUUCAGUGUACAAGGAUAAACUAAAGAAAUUGCCUGAAUAUUACCAUUUUAGUGUUGGUCUUAAUCAUAUGCUGAGAGAUUGUUUCAUUUGUGGAAUCUUACAAGAAAGCAUUCAGAAACAGCUCCUAACUGAAGCACGGCUCAGACUUAAAAGAGCAGUUGAAAUUGCUGUAUCAAUGGAAAUAACAGCCAGAGACAAAACUGAGCUGCAGUCAAGAAUGAAAGUGAAUGUGAACAAAAUUGCAACAUCUAAACAGAAACCUGCCUGCCCAAAUAAAUUGUGUUACUGUUGUGGCAGAGGUUCACAUACAGUUCGCCAGACUUGCAGAAAAUGCAACAAAGUAGGGCACGUAUAAAGAGCAUGUCAGGCAGACAAAAAUAAAUGGACAGCACAGGGAAGAGAUAAAGAUAAAAUGUCAAUUUGCAGUUUCAAAAAGGGCAGUAAUCUGCAAGAUGUUGAUGAAAAAUGAUGAGAGUGGUACAGUACAGGAAUGGGUAGCCUUGAAAUUUACUAUGUGAAAACUAACAAGAGACCAGUGAUAUGGGUUAUACUAGAAGUGAACGACAAAUUAAUUAAAAUAAAAUUGAACACUGGCUCAGCUCUUUCAGUCAUUCCACAAGAUGAUUUUGAACUGCACUUCGAAGAAACCCAACUAAGAACUUACACUGGAGCAAAGAUAACUCCCGUGGGAGUGAUAUUCGUAACAGUGAUGUACAACCACCAACAAGACAUUGGGCCUGUAUCUGGUGAAAAUAGAAGGGCCAGCAUUUUGAUGUUGUGAUUGGCUGAAAAAACUACAACUUGACUGGAGAUCCAUCCAACAUCUGCAUGCCACAUCCCCUGUGAUAGAGUCAACUGAGUGCAAAUUUAGAAAGGUACUGGAUGAUGCCAAGGCAGUGUUCAAGGAUAGUAUUGGGAAAUUCAAACAUAUGAAGCGUAAAAUUGAAUUAACUGAAAAUCCCACACCUAAGUUUUACAAAGCCCAUCUGAUUUCUUAUACCAUCUGUGAUAAAGUAGCCAGUGAGCUAGAUCACAUGGAGGCUGAAGGAAUUUGUUCCAAAGUUGAGUGGAAUCCAUGGGCAAUGCCAUUGGUUCCGGUAGCCAAGGUGAAUGGGUCUGUCAGGAUCUUUGGUAAUUUUAAGGUCACUAUCAAUCAAGUACUGAAAGUAGAUCAAUACCCUCUGCCCAGGAUAGAGGAUAUCUCUGCAAACCUUUCAGGAAGAAAACACUUCAGCAAAGUGAACUUAACUGAGGCUUGUGUAGAGAUGGAGAUGGAAGAAGAGUCCAAACUGUUUCUCACCAUAAUCACUCACAAAGGCUGUAAUAGGCUUUAUUUUGGAGUGACAUCUGCACCUGCACUCUGACGGAAAGCUGUGAACCAGGUGCUGUAAGCCUGGAUGACAUUAUUGUUACUGGUGAGGAUGAUAAGGAAUAUCUCCAAAAUCUCAAGACUUUGUUAAAAAGAUUAGAAGAUCAUGGACUCUGAGCAUGACAUAACAACUGUGAAUUCUUUAAUCCAAACAUCACCCACUGUAGUUACACCAUUGACGCACAAGCAUUACACAAAUAUGCUGAGAAAAUUCAAGCAGUGGUGGAUGCCCCAAGUUCAAAGGAUGCAUUACAAUUGUGGUUCCUUUUAGGAUUUGUCAAUUGCUAUAACCAAUUCCUGCCAAGCCUGGCUACUGUGCUUCACCACUUGAACUCAUUUUUGCAGUUCAGGAAGAAGCAGUAAUGGACAAAGCAGUGUGAGGUGGCUUUCCAAAAGACAAAGGGAAUGGUGAGGUCAGACACUGUUCUCACACAUGAUGAUCCACGCAAUCCAGUGAAGCUGGCCUAUGACACCUCACCUUAUGGUAUAGGUGCCAUCAUUUUGCAUGUUAUGAGUGAAUGAAGUGACUACCCAUAGACUUUGCAUUACGUUCCCUUACUGCUGCAUAGAAAAGUUAUGCACAGAUUGACAAGCUUUGAGUCUAGUUUGGAGUGUAAAUCAUUUCAACCAGUACUUGUAUGGGAGACAAUUUACCUUUGUUACUGCUUUCAACCCUA
Molecule: messenger RNA, 7966 nt
Organism: Mobula hypostoma (lesser devil ray)
Lineage: Eukaryota; Metazoa; Chordata; Chondrichthyes; Myliobatiformes; Myliobatidae
Gene: fn3krp
Product: fructosamine 3 kinase related protein
Exons: 6
Coding region: 953-1732 (259 amino acids)
Source: RefSeq, a predicted model, not a curated record